This is a messenger RNA of Cynoglossus semilaevis (tongue sole), 2523 nucleotides long. Its product is annotated as fibrinogen-like protein 1. Gene Ontology annotation, biological process: blood coagulation, common pathway; fibrinolysis; positive regulation of heterotypic cell-cell adhesion. The record is from RefSeq and is a predicted model, not a curated record. The transcript is spliced from 10 exons. Gene Ontology annotation, cellular component: fibrinogen complex. The coding region runs from base 1231 to 2160 and encodes 309 amino acids. Gene Ontology annotation, molecular function: extracellular matrix structural constituent; protein-macromolecule adaptor activity. Lineage: Eukaryota; Metazoa; Chordata; Actinopteri; Pleuronectiformes; Cynoglossidae.
CUCGACUUCCUGUGUUUGCUCUGUUCUUCUUGUUUCUCGUGUUUCGUGUUUUGACCAGUAUGUUCUUCCUGUCUUUGUCAGUCUUUGUCAGUCUUUGUCAGUCUUUGUCUUUGUCAGUCUUUGUCAGUCUUUGUCAGUCUUUGUCCAGAUCUUUUUGGUCUAAAUCUGCUGCUGUGUUGUUGACAUCUGUGUUUGGGCUCUGUUGGACUGAAUGACUCUGUGUGUGUGUGUGUGUGUGUGUCCGGUGUGUGUGUGUUUCAGAUGGAACUCAGCUUUGUGUUGCUGUGUGUUGCUCUGGCGGAGUGUGUGACCCCAGUGUCGUCUGCAGCCGAGUGAUGUUCUUUCCCAGGCAGGGAUCAUAGAGCGACUCCUGCUGGCCACUCACCAGCAUCCCUGGCUCUGGGGUCUCUAUGUCUUCACUGUUGGACUUCCCAUCAUCCUCUUUGUUAGCUUCAUGUGGCCUGACAAGAGAUUCGGUCCUCCUGACCAACAGUACUACUACAAGAAAACAGACGACGCUCAGCCAGACGACAUGACCACGCCCCAGGAGAGAGGAGGUCUGUCUGAGGAGAGAGGAGGUCUGUCUGAGGAGAGAGGAGGAAAACCCAUCCAGACCAUGUCGGGGGGGCGGAGGGGGGAGCCUCAUCAGAGGAAGUCAGGCGUUGAUUCCUGAGAGUGAGAUCAGAUGGAACUGUGAUGGUUUCCUGUAGAACUGUGAUGGUUUCCUGUAGAACUGUGAUGGUUUCCUGUAGAACUGACAGGGUCAACAGUGAAAAAACACCGUCUGAAUCUGAUCCAUGAAUAAUAACCAAUAAAACAUUUUCACUUUUCUUUCUUUCUGAGUCUUUCAAAGAAGUCAUUUUUCUGUGCUGGUUGGAGGUGACCUUUCUUGACCUUCAGCAUCACUCAACCUGAGUCACAUGACCUACGGCUGAGAUUCAACCUUUUUCUGGGCUUUACACUCAGUGUUGCUGUGUACUUCCUGACUCACCCACUCACCCCCUCCCUCACCCCCCUCCCCUCCAGCUGCUGACCCGCCCACUUCAUAUGUUGUGUAUUUUCUGCAGCAGAGAAUCAGGUGUGUCUUUGGCCUCAGCUCUGAUCUGCUGCAGAUGUGAGGAAUUCCUGAAGGAACAGAAACAGCCACAGAUCCACGCGUUCGGACGUCGACGUCGACUGCUGUUACUUCGACUCUCAGAGUUUUUGUUCUGCUGAAAUAACAGAGUGAAAAUGUCAGAGCAGAUGUUCAGGAGACUGAUCGUCCUCACCGCCUUCUCUCACUUCCUGUGUUCGUCUGAUGUUUGCCGUGAGGAGGUGACUACACUGCGGCAACAGGAGAAGCUUCUGGAAGACCAGCUUCACAAACAAGAACUCCUCCUCCUCAGGUUACAGCUGCUGGACCAGCCUGACCACAGAGUCCCAGUCAACCAGAGUCAGGACCCCCGGGACACAGACUGUGCCCAGCUCUUCACAUCAGGGUUCAGGUCCAGUGGUUCCUACAGAGUCCAGACCGGUAGAGUCUACUGUGACAUGAGUGACGGAGGAGGGUGGACCGUCCUCCAGAGACGGACCAAUGGAGGCGAGACGUUUAACAGGUCCUGGACCCAGUAUAAGGAUGGUUUUGGAGACCUGGAGUCAGAGUCUGGAGAGUUUUGGAUCGGGAACGACAAACUACAUAACAUCACUUCACAAGGAAAUUACACUCUGAGGAUUAACCUGGAAGACUUUGAUGGAAACCAGCGCUACGCUGAGUACCAGGAAUUUAAAGUUGCCAACGAGGAGGAUUUUUAUCGGCUCACCUUCGGAGCAUAUACAGGGACAGCGGGGGACGCUCUGUCUGGAAGUCUUCAGGUGGGGGUGUCGGAGUGGGCCGGGCACCGAGGCAUGAAGUUCACCACCUACGACCAGGACAACGACAACUACCGGGGAAACUGCGCACGAGAGGACAAAGGAGGCUGGUGGUUCAACAAGUGUCACUCAGCUCACCUCAACGGCGUGUACUACUCCAAAGGCCACUACAGUGCAGUGACAGAUGACGGUAUAGUGUGGUACACGUGGAGAGGCUGGUGGUACUCCCUGAAAACCACCAUCAUGAAGUUGCGACCCACUGACUUCAGAGUUGACCCUGCUGAUGACCCUGGUGCUGUACCGCUGCACUAACACGUUAUCAGGUCAAGGUUCACUGUGAAGGGGUCAUGAAGGUCAGAUAAGGCUGAAUGUGUGAGCAGGGACGACGCAGUAACAUAUACACAGAGUAUUUAGAGUAUUUAGUUUCCUGCUGGAUCAUGAUUUAACACUGAAGCCUCUCAGCAGUAGACCAUAAACCAGCGGUUCUCAACCACUGGGCAAGAAAACCAGAUUUUACUUAAUUUGUCGAAAUACUUCUAUUGAUUUACUUUGACUAUGUAACAGUGACACACUACAAACAAAAUAUAGAUAAAUACGCCACCAGGUGGCAGUAGGUGGCUGUAUGUAUAUGUAUGUCUGUAUAUCUAGAAAAAAAGAGAGACUUGAGUAGCUGAA